GCGCCACCAGCUCCGAGCCCCCGCCACUCGCCCUCCCUGCGCCCGCCCUCCUAGCUCUUCCUGUUUUUACUCCUCCUUUUCAUUCAUAACAAAAGCUAUAGCUCCGGGAGCCCGGCGCCAGGCUGUUUCUGAAGCCAAGCGUGGAAGAAUGGGGUUCCUUUGGACCGGCACUUGGAUUGUGGUGUUGGUGCUCCACAGCAGCCCAAUUCAAGCUUUCCCCAAGCCGGCAGGCAGCCAAGACAAACCCCUACAUAAUAGAGAAUUAAGUGCAGAAAGACCUUUGAAUGAGCAGAUUGCUGAAGCAGAAGCAGACAAGAUUAAAAAAACAUACCCUUCAGAAAACAAGCCAGGUGAGAGCAAUUAUUCCUUUGUUGAUAACUUGAACCUGCUAAAGGCUAUAACAGAAAAGGAAAAGAAUGACAAGGAAAGACAGUCCGUAAAAAGUUCUCCAAAUGAUAAUAAAUUGAACCUGGAAGAUGUUGAUUCAACCAAGAAUCGAAGACUGAUUGAUGAUUAUGAUUCUACUAAGAGUGGACUGGAUCAUAAAUUUCAAGAUGAUCCAGAUGGCCUUCAUCAACUAGAUGGAACUUCUUUAACUGCUGAAGACAUUGUCCAGAAAAUUGCUACCAGGAUUUAUGAGGAAAAUGACAGAGGAGUAUUUGACAAGAUCGUUUCUAAACUGCUGAAUCUUGGCCUAAUCACAGAAAGCCAGGCACACACACUGGAAGAUGAAGUUGCAGAGGUUUUACAAAAACUGAUCUCUAAGGAAGCCAACAGUUAUGAAGAGGAACUCAAUAAGCCAACGAACAGGACUGAGAGUCAGACUGGAAAAAUACCAGAGAAAGUGACUCCAAUGGCAGCAAUUCAGGAUGGUUUUACUAAUGGAGAAAAUGACGAAACAGUAUCUAACACCUUAACCUUGACAAAUGGCUUGGAAAGGAGAACUAAAACCUACAGUGAAGACAACUUUGAGGAACUCCAGUAUUUCCCAAACUUCUAUGCACUACUGAAAAGUAUUGAUUCAGAAAAAGAGGCAAAAGAGAAAGAAACCUUGAUUACUAUCAUGAAAACGUUGAUUGACUUUGUGAAGAUGAUGGUAAAAUAUGGCACCAUAUCUCCAGAAGAAGGUGUUUCCUACCUUGAAAACUUGGAUGAAACAAUUGCUCUUCAGACCAAGAACAAACUAGAAAAAAAUGUUACUGACAAUAAGAGCAAGCUUUUCCCAGUGCCAUCAGAGAAGAGUCAUGAAGAAACAGACAGUACCAAGGAAGAAGCUGCUAAGAUGGAAAAGGAAUAUGGAACCUUGAAGGAUUCCACAAAAGAUGAGGACUCCAACCCAAGAGGAAAGACAGAUGAGCCAAAAGGGAAAACAGAAGCCUAUUUGGAAGCCAUUAGAAAAAAUAUUGAAUGGUUGAAGAAACACAACAAAAAAGAAAAUAAAGAAGAUUAUGACCUUUCAAAGAUGAGGGACUUCAUCAACCAACAAGCUGAUGCUUAUGUGGAGAAAGGCAUCCUUGAUAAAGAAGAAGCCGAUGCCAUUAAGCGUAUUUACAGCACCCUGUAAAAAUGGCAAAUGACCCAAGAGUCUUUUAACUGUUUCAGAAAACAUAGUGUAGCUUAAAACACUUCUAAUUCUGUGAUUAAAGUUAUUUUGACCCAAGGAUUAUUAGAAAGUGCUGAAUUUACAGUAGUUAAUCUGUUAGAAGUGGUUAAAACAUAGCUUUCUUGCCAUAAAACUAUCCAAAAAGUAAAGUUGUAUGUAAGCUGAGAUUUUGUAUAUAGAAUCCUUAUUUCCUUAUAGAUAUACAUUUUAUAAGCAGAUCUAUGUUGCUUUGGAAAAGCCUGUAAUGGACUGAACUUAAAACUGAACCCUCAUCCCACUGUGUCACACAUAUAAGCACCCCCUGAAGAAUUAGGGGGUUCUGUUUUCAAGGCAUGCCGGGUACCAAAGCACCUCGUAGGAUAUCUCUGUUAUAAGAUGUCAUUUCCAUACCUCUUCCCUUUUGGGAGUUUAAAUAAAUUCACAUUUC
Molecule: messenger RNA, 2030 nt
Organism: Lagenorhynchus albirostris (white-beaked dolphin)
Lineage: Eukaryota; Metazoa; Chordata; Mammalia; Artiodactyla; Delphinidae
Gene: SCG3
Product: secretogranin III
Exons: 12
Coding region: 149-1564 (471 amino acids)
Biological process (GO): protein localization to secretory granule
Cellular component (GO): secretory granule membrane
Source: RefSeq, a predicted model, not a curated record